AUUGUCAUUCUUCCCCCCUUGUUUUUGAUUGCUAUUCAUCGUCUCUUUGUGUUUACCUUAUUUUGGUGACUCCUCUCUAUUUCUUCUCUCCCUAGCUACCAUUAUUUUUGUAUAGUUUCUAAAUCUUGAGAUUAGUAGCUACUACUAGUUGGUUGGGGUCAAGAGUAACGAGUAUGAUCAUCUCCAAAUUUUCCCUUCUUCGCUACCUGCCUCAUCCUCGUCUCGGCCGGAGAUCGACCGAUUUUUGACGACGGUACUUCCAGUCAUCCGGCCGCACCGUGCGGACAGGAGUAAUGGCUGCUACUGCUUGGCCACGGGACAUCUGGAACCAUUGGGCCAUCCAGAUCCUGGUGAUCUUCAGCCUCGGGCUCCAGAUAGCCCUCUUCCUCUUUGCCGGGAUCCGCAGGCGUGGAGGCCACCCUGUGCUGCGGUUCCUGCUGGGGGGGGGGGGGGGGGGGGGGGGCAGGCCCCUGCUCGUCCCCCCUGGCUCGGCGCUCAGCCACCUCUCCCUCACCGGCGCGGCAGGCGCGCACCCGAUCGUCGCGUUCUGGGCGCCAUUCCUCCUGCUGCACCUCGGAGGCCCGGACAACAUCACCGCCUACUCUUUGGAGGACAACGAGCUCUGGAAGCGGCACUUGCUGAAUGCCAUCCUUCAGGUGUCCGGAGCCGUGUAUGUCCUCUACGAGUAUAUCGCGGACACGGGCACAUUGCUCCGGCUUGCCUCCAUCUUGAUGUUGGCCAUCGGUGCUGUCAAGUACGGGGAGAAGACGUGUGCGCUCAUGCGCAGCAACCUGGACAGAAUCCGAGCCUCUCUCAAGAAGCAACCACAUGCCAUGCAUGGACAUUUCCACCCUCAAGAUCAAGUGUUGAAGGAUGGAGAAUUAGACGAGGAAUCCCUUGUGCGAAGAGCUCACUCGCUGUUCCACAUAUGCAAGCAUGCCAUAGUUGAUUACCCAGUGAUGGAAGAUGAUUCACACAGCCAAGAUACCACCAAAAUGAUAGGCGAGGUCGGUUUAUGGAGAUUAGUGGAGGUUGAGCUCUCCCUCAUGUAUGACAUGCUGUACACCAAGGCAAGUGUCAUCCACACCUGGUUCGGCUACUUGGUGCGUCUCAUCUCACCACUCGCCAUAGCCGCAUCAUUGCUGCUUUUUAUGUUCGUCGACAAGGAAGCCCACCGCAGAGUUGAUGUCAAUAUCACCUACAUAUUGUAUGGUGGUGCCUUGUUCAUGGAGAUGAUGUCGAUGCUGAACGCCCUAGGCUCCUCUUGGACAUUUGUCUUCCUGAGUACCACGAGAUGCCACUGGCUUCAAUACGCAGCUCUGUGCAAUCGAAGAUGGGACCGGCUUAGGCGUGCUGUUGUAUAUCUUCACCAUCUUGUCAGGGUAGGAGGAGGUAGCCGGUACAGCUCAAGGAGGUGGUCACAUAGCAUGGGACAGUACAAUAUGUUGCACCUUUGCACUGGUUCUGACAGUGCACUCACGAGGCCUCUUCUUGGGAGUUUGGCCAAGGUUGUGGGACUGGGAUUGACGGAGCUUUGGAACAAGGAGUAUUACUCAUGGGAUAUUAACAUGGCGGACCAUAUAAAGGUUUGUAUAUCUGAACAUAUUAAGAAUUUAUACAGUGAUGGGAGUGUGAACUCACUGGGCAUGCUCAAGAACAAGUGGGGUGAGGAACCACUGGUUCGCAGGGAUUUGUUUGGAGGGAUAUUUGAAGACUCCCUGGGUGUUGAUUUCCAAGAGUGCAUCAUCAUCUGGCACAUCGGCAGCGCUAUUUUCCUGGCCAAGAGCCAGCAAGCCAAAGAAGAGGACGCAUUGCUGGAUGUGGAGGCCAUCAAGGCGAUAUCAAACUACAUGAUGUUCCUUCUCGUGAAACAGCCAGACACACUACCAGGCCGCUCCCAAAACAGGUUGUAUGAACUAACCUGUACAAAGCUGGUCAAGACCAGGCGAUCGACUCAUAGGCGUCAAAACAUGAACCUACGUGCUACGCUCAAGAAUCUGUUCAGCCUACAUGAUGGCCCUGAUUCCAAUUCCAGGGCCACUGACAGAGAGGAGCUUGCAAAAGAGCUAUAUGAUGAGUAUGAGGGCAAAAGCUUCAGCUACGAUGCUCCUCGUCUCCCCCUUGUAGCUGAACUUGCUAAGGAACUGCUAAGAAUGGAGAAGGAAGGCAGCAUGGUUAACUCGGUGCGACUUGUCCUUGACGUGUGGAGGGAUAUUCUUUUUUACGCAGCCAGCAACUGCAGCAGGAAAUUCUAUGCCGAGAAGCUGAGCAAUGGCGGUGAGUUGACAACCAUCGUGUGGCUUGUGGCAGAACACUUAUACCAACUAUUUGUCAAGAGCCUGAUCAAAAGAUUGAAAAAGGAUAAUGAUUUAGCAUGAGAAGGCAUCAGUCACCCAGGGAGAUGAUGAACUGAUGAUAAUUAUGACGUAUACAACUAUUGUCUAUGUAUCCUUGAAGCAAUAUAAAUUGUAUGUUGCUCCGCUUAUUGAAUAAAGAUAUAGAUUCAUUUUAUUGACUACCAACUAUUGUAGCACAUGGCACGUGUAGUUAGCAACCUAAAAACAAAAAGUGUGCCAACUCUU
Messenger RNA from Triticum aestivum (bread wheat), 2582 nucleotides. RefSeq lists its product as uncharacterized. The transcript is spliced from 2 exons. The record is from RefSeq and is a predicted model, not a curated record. Bases 294 to 2378 code for a protein of 694 amino acids. Lineage: Eukaryota; Viridiplantae; Streptophyta; Magnoliopsida; Poales; Poaceae.